This is a messenger RNA of Ilex paraguariensis (yerba mate), 1264 nucleotides long. The record is from the annotation of a GenBank genome assembly. Lineage: Eukaryota; Viridiplantae; Streptophyta; Magnoliopsida; Aquifoliales; Aquifoliaceae.
GUGCACAUGCAUGGUUAUAAACAAUCCUUCCUCUGUUAUAUCAUUACACACACUCUCUCUCUCUCUAAAGAACAACACAGAAGAAGUAGAAGAAAGGGGAAGGAGAAAGAGAAGCAGCCAACAAGCAAAAAGAGAGAGCAAUUCCACGGCAAGAAUUCACAUGGAAGUUGGCCUGAAAAUGACCAACAUGCUCGGAGAAGAGCGUGGAGGCUAUAGCUGGAACCUCAAGGAGACUGAACUAUGCCUUGGACUGCCCGGCGGUGGAGGCGAUGCCGAAACGAUGAAGAUCACCGGAAAGAGAGGAUUCUCUGAGACUGUUGAUCUGAAACUCAACCUUCAAUCCGGUGAAUCAAAAAUGGAUCUGAAGGAGAAGAUGAAGAAUUCGUCAAAGGACAAAAAUAUCCUUCCUUGCAACAAAGAUCCAGUGAAGCCACCUGCCAAGGCACAGGUGGUGGGUUGGCCACCAGUUCGAUCGUUUCGGAAGAACAUGAUGACUCAAAAGAGCAACACAGAGGAGACUGAGAAGACCUGCAAUGGCAGCGCCGCUGCAUUUGUGAAGGUUUGCAUGGAUGGAGCUCCUUAUCUUCGUAAGGUGGACUUGAAAAUUUACAAGAGCUACCAAGAACUCUCUGAUGCCCUGGCCAAGAUGUUUAGUUCCUUCACCAUGGGUAACUAUGGGGCCCAAGGCAUGAUUGAUUUUAUGAAUGAGAGAAAGUUGAUGGAUCUGUUGAACAGUUCAGAGUAUGUGCCCACCUAUGAAGAUAAGGAUGGUGAUUGGAUGCUCGUGGGCGACGUUCCAUGGGAGAUGUUUGUUGAUUCAUGCAAGCGCCUGCGUAUAAUGAAAGGAUCUGAAGCAAUUGGACUUGCACCAAGAGCCAUGGAGAAAUGCAAGAGCAGGUGCUGAAACAUACCCACAAUGACAUACUCAUCCAAGUUCAGCAUUCAAAGAAACAAAAAGAUGAAGCACUACUGCAAGAUGGAUCAAGUACAAGGGUGUUGUGUCUGCAUGUGCCUGUAAUUUUAUUUGAUAGUAUAUAGCUAUCAAAGAUCUGGACAUUUGUAAUGGACAAGAAGCAAUAAACUUGUACCCUAUUGUCUGGCUUGUUUAUUACUAAUGGCUUGCUCAAUAAUCUUUUUAAUUUUUUGUGAUUGUUAUUGUUGUCCUUGCUGUCUAAGUUGCUGUGUGUUUUUAUUCCUUCAAUUCUAAGGCUACUUUCUGUUGGCUCAUCAGAUUCUUCAUAUCUUGUAUUUACUUUGUUUAACC